AUGGCUGUACGCGGCCGACCUAAGGCCCCCGUCAGAAUUGUGGAGCUCGUAAUGGAUGAUCAACAACUCAGUGAAAGGGAUUAUCUACUACGGGAUAUUUACUGCAUAACUCGUGAUAUUGAAUCUACAAUUGAGAUUAUCUUUGUGUUCCACAAAAACAACAAUGCUUAUUUCAAAGCUAAAGUACGUCCCCCAAGGCUUGACGGUCGACGUAUUGGUCUUUUUGCUACAAGAGCACCAUACAGGCCUAACCCGAUUGGACUUACACUUGCAAAAAUAGAGAAGAUUUCUGGUGCCAGUAUCCAUUUUUCUGGGAUUGAUCUUUUAGAUGGAACUCCAGUAUUGGAUGUGAAACCUUACAUACCACAAUAUGACUGUCCCCUAGGUGCUUCUCAUGAGUCUGUGGAGAAAAGCAAUCCUUCAUCACAUUAUCAUUCCGCAAGCAACCAGUCCCCUAAUGUUCCUCCUUGUCCAAGUUCUAACUUUAAACAAAGAAAAAACUCCAGUAAUACAGAAAAAAUUAUUUGCUCCUCUGCAACUAAUUCUGCAGAUGUUUUUGCAGAGGAUUCCACAAUGCUUGGAGUGGAUUCCAUUGAAAACAGCACUUCUGGAAUUACUGAAGAAGAUCUUGAUUUAAGAAGAAAAGCACGAAACUUUUGUUUCACAUCCAAGAAUUAUUGCCUGGAAGAUGAGUCUUUAGGCCAAGAAAAAUUGCAGAAGACUCAGGCAGGAGAGAUUUUCACUCAUGCAAGUUCACAAGGAUCAGAAGAGGAUGAAAAAACAAAUAAAACAUCUACAAAGAAUCAUAAUGUUUGUCUUUCGAAAUUUUCUUCCCAAUCAGCCUUAAUUGCUGUAACAAACUUUGUUGAUUUGAACUCAGAGGCUGCUGUGACACCAUUUUUUACUACAAAAGAAUCUGUUGCCUUAACUCCUGUUGUUUCCACUCCUCUUGCCACAGCCCAAGCUGAUUUCACUCCUCUUACCAAAACCCAGGUUGAUUUCACUCCUCUUACUACAACACCCUCUGAAUCUCCUACCACAAAAGAAUCUAUGGCUUUCACACUUGUUGCUUCCACUCUUCUCACCACAACUCAUACUGAUUCUACUCCCUCAGAUUCCACUCUUCUUACUACAACUCUCUCUGAAUCCACACCUCUUACUACUACUCCUGUAAUUGAAUAUACUGCAACCUCACCCGCUGUUGCUACAACACCAUCCUUCAACACCACAUCAGCACAACCCCUUGUUUCUGCAGACUGGGUCGUUAAAGCUCCUGUUCCCAAAUUGACUGUUUUUUUCACUGAACGUUCCCGUCUGCAGUUGCAAAAGUUCAGCCAACACAAUAAACAGCAGAAUUAUCGGUUAGAAUUCCUCCAAGACUCACGCGAAGUCUGUCAGGCAAUCUGUUCAAUUCUGUCUGAAGAUCCCCGUUCUGUCUAUCGGAGAAACCUUUGUAAGGAUAGCCUGUAUUAUUUCUCUGUGGACAAAGUCCAUGUUACUUGUUGGUUCUUCAACAAUUCUGCCGAAGUUCUUCGGAUUCAGCCCAUGUCCUAUUCAGAGCAAAGCAAAUCAGAAUAAACCACAGAACCACUAUAAACUUCAAUUGCAAAAAUAAAAAUAUAUUUAUUUAAUUUGA
This is a messenger RNA of Octopus bimaculoides (California two-spot octopus), 1636 nucleotides long. RefSeq names its product tRNA (adenine(37)-N6)-methyltransferase. Lineage: Eukaryota; Metazoa; Mollusca; Cephalopoda; Octopoda; Octopodidae. The record is from RefSeq and is a predicted model, not a curated record.